Messenger RNA from Drosophila busckii, 1121 nucleotides. RefSeq lists its product as uncharacterized. Lineage: Eukaryota; Metazoa; Arthropoda; Insecta; Diptera; Drosophilidae. The coding region runs from base 36 to 1061 and encodes 341 amino acids. The record is from RefSeq and is a predicted model, not a curated record. The transcript has a single exon.
UUUGCUGCCACAAAAUUUACGAAGCUUUAUAGGAAAUGUCUGACUCUGUAGAGAACGAUUCAUCACAUUCUCAAUCCCAGUUGAUUGAGGUAAGGGUAAAUCAUGUGGGUGUCACAGCCAAACUGCAAUCGCCUUUAAAGAAUUUGCUGCCGCAGUUAAGCAGCUCAACCGAUACGGAGUUCUUCCAGAAGCCAAAAGCACAGUAUAAUCUUUUUGAAAACGAAGUAAUGGCGGACACUUCGAUAACUACAACAACAGCGAUGUCCAGUCCGCGGGGUCCGCUGUAUGAGAUGCAUGCGGAGCCGGAGAAGCAUCUGCCAAAGCUGAAUCGCAUAGAGUUCCAGCGCUACAACAAAAGUAAACGCCCAAGGCUACCGGUGCCGCCGCGCACUCGUCCAAGUAAAAGCAAACAUAGCGGUAGUAAAUCCAAGACGUAUGACGUAAAAUAUAAGAGGGAGCAACGAGUGGGUUUCUUGGAUCGCAUAGUUGCUUCAUUGGACAACAUGUGCAAAUGCCAGCCGCAAAAGGCGCACAGCAUCAUUGACGAUCUGCCGGAGCCGCAAUGGAAUAAGGAAGCUGCCACACGUCAUACUUGCAUUGGCAUUUAUCCUUUCGAGCAUGGAUGCGCGGAUUACUUGAGCACUACGGAUACGCAUCCGAAGAUCAAUGCCAUUGUGCUGGCGGAUCGUGCUACCACCUAUGCCACGCACUUCUGGGCCGAGUUCUUUGGCCUGAUGCACAUAGGAGUUGCAUUCGUUGUAGCUUUUGUCUUGCAGAGCUAUCGCUUCAUACUCUAUUCGUUGAUCAACACGCUUAUCGUGGGACUGCUGCACAUGACCUCGGACUACUUGAUCAAGCCCACCUUGACCGUUAUCUUCAAUGGCUACUUGCAACCGCCCAUGAUAUUUGUAUAUAAUAUCAUGUGCUCCUUGCGUGACAUUCUUGAGCCACUGGCAGAAACUCUGCAUGACUUUAUGAGACCGCUGGCCACGCUGGGAGGCAGCAUACGCUUGAUUCAUGUCAACUAUAGGAAUGUACGUCGCCUAGCUAAGGAUGCAUGAGCCUGACUGAAAUACUAACUAAAUUGUUAACUAAGCUUAUUUGUGGUUAAUAAAAGCAGA